Messenger RNA from Magallana angulata, 2195 nucleotides. RefSeq lists its product as uncharacterized. The record is from RefSeq and is a predicted model, not a curated record. Lineage: Eukaryota; Metazoa; Mollusca; Bivalvia; Ostreida; Ostreidae. The transcript has 7 exons. The coding region runs from base 66 to 1121 and encodes 351 amino acids.
UUGAUUAUUUCCAAUGGUCCCACGGUAGCAACCUCACCAUAUCUGUUCUGUUGCAAUGUCUUCUCAUGCUAGACAAAAUUCCGGACACAUUGUAUUUGCAAAUGGACAAUUGUCCUGGACAGAAUAAAAACCGAUAUAUACUUGGAUUCCUCUGUUGGUUGGUGGAGAUUGGCGUAUUCAAAAAAAUCAAAGUGUCAUUCCUCAUGGUCGGACACACGCAUGAGGAUAUAGAUCAAGUAUUCUCCAGAUUUUCUAGCCUCCUUUCCAGGCGGAGUGCUUUGACUCUAACCAAAUUAAUAACUGCGUUUGAAAGGUGUUACACUCCGGUACCAACAGGAAUAAGAACGGACAGAGUAUACAAUAUUUCAGAAGCCUUGGACCUUGAAAAUAUUUCAGGCCAUUCAAAGCCGCAUGCUUUUAAAAUAAUUAAGGAAGACGCAAAAGCGACGAUUUUUUGGAAGAAAUGGUCGACCGAUCGGAUAUGGCAAAAAUGUGAAGGAACCCUUCUUAAGGAUAAUGCAUUAGUAUUUAGGAAACUUAGUCCAUGUGUGGACGAUCUUGACAUGGAAAGGCUUGAGCGGGACGUGAGGGGCUCGUACAGAUAUUUUACAAAAAAUGAGGACAAACAGUGGUGGGAAAAUUUUUUUGCCGAAGUCAAUGAAGAGUAUGAUUCAGACGACGAAGAUGAUGGAAUUGCAGAGCAAUUAUUGGAUAAAAAAAGGCAGAAUUCCCCAAACACUGAAGAUCUAGAGGUUCACAUUUCCGACACAGAGGACCCUAUUCCCCCAGUUGUCAUUGGAAAGAGGCGGAAAGAAGCGGUCCCUCCUUGUACUAUAGUGGGGAUGAUGGCAUUAAUGGAUGUCCCUCAGUACGCCGGCGAGUGGCCACAGAUAGGCCAGAUAAUGUCUCAUGAAGGGGAUGAGGUAGACAUACACUGGUAUGGUGGAAGCAAGACAUCCCCAUGGAAACCUUGUAAAAGGAGCGUGCCGGGUGAGCGAGGAAGAAGAACGGACUGGGUGGAAAAAUGUUUAACAUCACAUAUAGUUUCAACAUUCAAGCUUACAGGGUCUGGAAAUAUUCCUAGACAUAUAAAAGACAUUGUUGAAAACUAUCAUGAUUAAAUUAAACUUUUGCUUGUGUUUAGUAUUUCAGGUAUAUAUUUGGCCGCUAUGUUCCACAAUUAACCUUGCAUUUCAUUUAUUAUAUUAAAUUGAUAAGUACAUAUUAUUUACUUAGGUUUGACCAUUGUAACCGGAGUGUAAUCAAUCGGAGGCGGUAAUCUGGCCGCUCCGUCCCAGGAUCUGUAUUUUUUAAGAUGAAUUUAAUUCUAACAUUACAUGUAAUAGAUAAUUGACCAUGUAACCGGAGUGUAAUCAAUCGGAGGCGGUAAUCUGGCCGCUCCGUCAUCAGUAUUUUUUGUUUUGAAUUUAAUUAUUGACCAUUGUAACCAUAGUGUAAUCAAUCGGAGUCGGUAAUCUGGCCGGUCCGUCCCAGGAUCCGUAUUUUUUAAGAUGAAUUUAAUUCUAACAUUACAUGUUAUAGAUAAUUGACCAUUGUAACCGGAGUGUAAUCAAUCGGAGGCGGUAAUCUGACCGCUCCGUCCCAGUAUCCGUAUUUUUUAGAAUGAAUUUAAUUAUUGACCAUUGUAACCAGAGUGUAAUCAAUCGGAGGCGGUAACCUGGCCGCUCCGUCCCAGUAUCCAUAUUUUUUAGAAUGAAUUUAAUUAUUGACCAUUGUAACCGGAGUGUAAUCAAUCGGAGGCGGUAACCUGGCCGCUCCGUCCCAGUAUCCGUAUUUUUUAAGAUGAAUUUAAUUAUUGACUAUUGUAACCAGAGUGUUAUCAAUCGGAGGCGGUUAUCUGGCCGCUCCUUCCCAGUAUCCAUAUUUUUUAAUUCUAACAUUACAUGUUAUAGAUUAUUGACCAUUGUAACCGGAGUGUAAUCAAUCGGAGGCGGUAAUCUGGCCGCUCUGUCUUCAGUAUUUUUUAUUAUGAAUUUAAUUCUUGACCAUUGUAACCAGAUUGUAAUCAAUCGGAGGCGGUAAUUUGGCCGCUCCGUCACAGUAUCCGUAUUUUUAAUGAUUAAUUAAAUUCUUACAUAACAUGUAAUUGAAUAUUGACCAUUGUAACCAGUGUGUAAAUUAAUUCUAACAUUACAUGUUAUAGAUUUAUUGACCAUUGUAACCAGAGUGUAAUC